Molecule: messenger RNA, 2424 nt
Organism: Paecilomyces variotii
Lineage: Eukaryota; Fungi; Ascomycota; Eurotiomycetes; Eurotiales; Thermoascaceae
Exons: 1
Coding region: 1-2424 (807 amino acids)
Biological process (GO): nucleoside metabolic process
Molecular function (GO): catalytic activity
Source: RefSeq, a predicted model, not a curated record
AUGCUUGAGGCAGAAAUCCGUCAUGAUGCUUCUUCCUGGAGUACCCUUACCAUGUCUGAGACGUCAUCAAUCAGAGUCACCGAAUUCACUGUCGGCUGGAUUUGCGCUCUGACGGACGAGUUUAUCGCAGCCCGACAGAUGCUAGAUGAGAUUUAUACAAUUAAAAUUGCCAAGUCACAUCUGGAUGAAAACGUCUACACAUGCGGGCGGAUUGGGAGACAUCGGGUUGUGAUCGCCUCCCUACCACAAGGUCGUUAUGGUCAAGCAUCCACUUUCAAAGUGGCAUCAGGGAUGAUGACUACAUUUCCAUCAAUUAAAAUUAGUCUGCUAGUCGGAAUUGGCGGCGGAGCGCCAAACUUGAACGUCGAGGGCAGGGAUAUACGGCUCGGCGACAUUGUUGUCGGAACUGCUGUGCUUCAGUAUACUUCCGGGAAGCGAACACACCACGGACUCGAGAACUUUUACCCUGUCCGUUACAUGGAUAGUAACCUUCUCGGUCAUUCGCAAAUUCUCGAAGCGCAUAUUUUCGAAGAUAAGCUAAACCUCCAGAGAGCUGCAGAGGAAAUGAUCAAGAAAACAGGCAAGGCCAAGUUUCAACGCCCUGACCCAGAAUCGGACCGUCUUUACGAAUCGGAUUACGUUCAUGCAGGUAAAGCUUGUGACUGCUUGGGCAUUCAUUCUAAAUGUCAAUCCCAUGUGGUCGAUAGAGAGCCACGUGAAGAGAACGAGCUGGUUCAAGUUCACGUCGGCAAAAUCGGUUCCGCCGAUCAAGUCAUGAAAGACGCCAGUACACGAGACCAGCUUACCAACGCUCACGACAUCAUAUGCUUCGAAAUGGAAUGCGCUGCUCUGGUGGACAACUUGCGUUGCAUAACUAUUCGUGGAAUAUGCGAUUAUUCGGAUUCACACAAGAACGACCGAUGGCACGGAUAUGCGGCUGCUGUUGCUGCUGUCUACGCUAAAGCUCUGCUAGAAAUCAUGCCUUCCUUGGAGGUAGAAGGUCCCCGGGGCAUUACUCAGCAGAUUCAGGAAUCGAUCGAUAACGUUGCCAAGAGAGUAACAGAACUAGAGGGACAGGGUGGUCAAAAGGACAAGCUCAGGAUCACGGAGGAAGCGGUCGAGUCCCUUCGAGAUGGGAUCAACUUGAUUGAAAAAGAGCAACAGGAGCUAUUGGAUACACAUCUAGACCACUCUGAUCAACUACGCGAAAUGCAGGAACAACAUAGACAGUUAUGCGAAUCUCUACAAGGGUUGGAUCAAAUCAUCGAUCAGCGGAUAGCUGCUAGUACGGACGAGCUCAGACAAGAGUGGCAGACUCUAAAGGACAAUGUGGAGGACCAAUCUUCGAGACUGGAAACAUUACGAAGAGGGUUUGCUCAUUGUUCUCGGGCAAUUGAAGAUACAUCAUCUGUGUUACGAAUAAUUGGUGAUACGAUAGGGAAUAAAGGAGUUAGCGAUGCUGGAAAGAUAACGGGAGGGAUAAACAACGUCCUUCAAGACACCAUUUCUGGAAACGCUCGCUCAAAGUCCCCUGGACACGCACCGACGCAGCCUAAAUUGAAUGGUGGAGAUAGAGCAACCGACCAUCUACAUCAGCUCUUACCUCCAAAGGAUGUUUUCUCGAAGAGCAACCUUCGUUUGAAGAAUUUCCUAAAGUCAGCAACAUCUAUCACUAUCAGACGAUCUGGGCAUAGCGGAAGAGAAGAUUCGCAAAUCCAGACAGGCGGUACCAUUCCGAGGAUCGAAAACCAAUAUUCGCCUCGAUCUUCUCCAUAUAUUCUCAGUCCAGCAGAUGUAUCAAUUCGCUCGUCGCUCUCUUUAUCUUCUCAUAUUUCGACUGAUCGUGCCUCAGAACGACGUACAUAUCAUGGAGCCAUGAACGGCAAUGCCGAGAAUGGACAGAGUCCAAGAAAUUCUGUUGAAUUCUUCCAACCACGAAGGAAGCAGCUGACGGAGCUAACCGAUCAUUCCACAAAGGUCCGCGAUGAAAAUCCAGGUAGACCAACAAGGACUCCUCCUUCGUGGUCGACUGGCAGAAAGCCAUCAGCCCGCCAACCCCUGACCCCACAAAUUCGACGAGAUCGCCCGGAGGUUCAACAAAUCAACAUGAAUGCACGGACAACAAGGACAAGUAUAGAAAGCUCUUCCUCUUCCUCGAGGUGGCAACAAACAAGCCACUCGUCCAUCAACGAAGCUACGAAUGGGGUGUUGUCAAGCUAUACGCCGCGCGCACCAGGCUCCAGAUACAGUUCAACGAGGCAAACCCAGGGAGCGGUGGAUGCGAAUCGUCGCCAUCCUCCAGAUGAGACAUACCAGGCCGAAGCUGAACCCACUCCCUCUUUCGCGAAGAGACGAGAGUUUUUUGAGCAAAUGCAAGAUGAUAGAAGACCAUCGCUAUAUCGGGGAGACUCGCCGAAUACCUAG